AUGGGAUACCCAUUUCCAUUAGCAGUGGAUCUGCUGGCUGUUGCCGUCAUAGGUUUUGGAGUGUGGAUGAGCACUCACCAUGAUGGCUGUCGAAAGUCUUUCACUCUCCCAGUUCUAGGCCUUGGAGCUAUCAUAUUCAUAGUGUUUAUUGUAACAAAUAAUGGGUCUGGUCACAAUGUUUCUGGUUUGAGGUUGGGGAUUUGA
Thlaspi arvense is the source of this 204-nucleotide messenger RNA. The record is from the annotation of a GenBank genome assembly. NCBI's taxonomy places the organism in Eukaryota, Viridiplantae, Streptophyta, Magnoliopsida, Brassicales, Brassicaceae.